Molecule: messenger RNA, 571 nt
Organism: Copidosoma floridanum
Lineage: Eukaryota; Metazoa; Arthropoda; Insecta; Hymenoptera; Encyrtidae
Molecular function (GO): protein binding
Source: RefSeq, a predicted model, not a curated record
UCCAUCGACACCACCACCGGUCACCUAUAUAUACCAAUUGGAUUUACAUAUAGGUCGGUGAUACCUAUCUUUAUAUCGUACUACUUGUCGAACUGGCCCAGUUGAUCAACAUGAAGUUCACCCUCGUUCUUGCCGUUGUCCUGGUAUGCGCCAUCGCCGGUACGAGCCAAGCCUCUCCGACGGAAAAACCGAGCACGGUAAAGCCCGCGGUGACCGCUUCGAAGGACGUCAAGGAUGCCAUCAAAAACGCCAAGGAGACCGCCAAAGCGAAAAAGGACUGUCUGAAAGUUUGCGCUACGAACAAUUACGAUCCGAUUUGUGUUCAUGAUCCGUCCAAUGCCACCUACAAGCCGAGGACUUUUGGCAACCAGUGCGCUCUCGAGACCCACAACUGCGAAAUGGGAACGAAACUGGUCGUGAAGAGCAAAGGCGAGUGUCCAGGAUCCGACGGAGUUAGAUUGACCGUAUAAAUUAUAGGCGCGUACGUGUGAAUUCGUACAUGUAAUGUUUUAUUGUAUAAAAAUUAUUCUAUAACUAUUAAUAUUAAAAAAAAAAAAAAAGUAUAUACUCA